AUGAAAUAAAAACUUUAUAAAUGGUUCACUCUUGACGACAUACAACAAGGUCAUAUUACUAUUUAUCUCUAAUUGUAUUAACAAUAACCAAAAGAAUUUGGAGAGUGGUAAUAAAUUACAGGUAUCGAUCUCUUAACAAAAAAUAAGAAACAAAUCGAAUUAUCAUAUCAUUAACCAAUUGUUAAUAAUUCAAUAUAUUCAAUCAUGGGAGUUGCAUAUUAUGAUGAAAAAGAUAAUUGUUUUAAAAUCACCAUCGAACAUUUAAAUGAAUUAUAUGACUUUAACUCAGAAUUGCAUCAAUAUACAUAUGAAUAAAUUUAAAAAUUAACUAAAUAACAAUGA
Messenger RNA from Paramecium sonneborni, 342 nucleotides. The record is from the annotation of a GenBank genome assembly. NCBI's taxonomy places the organism in Eukaryota, Ciliophora, Oligohymenophorea, Peniculida, Parameciidae.